AUGAGGCAAACCGCCACAGAGUUCAAACGCGGGUCAAAGGCUGACCGCGACCUCUGCUGCUCGCUGUGCGGCUGGCGAGAGAAUCUGACAUCAGUACUGGAUCAUCUGGAGAAGAUUAUCCAAACAGAGAACUUCAGUUUCCACCGUCAGGUUUAUUAACGGACUCUGACUGCAGCGUGUCUCUGUCUCUGAUCAGUGAGGAGGUCAAAGGUCAACUUUAACUCCACUCUGGUUCAUAUAUCAAACAGUAUACCAAACUAAUCUACCAACAAACAUCUUAUAAUCCAGUUUUUAAGGAGUUUUUUCAGCUCUCUGAAUAAGAGGGUGAGCUGCACACUUUGGGAACCACCCGGCUGAUCUGACCCGGCCCCCCGAGUCUAUUGUCCUGUACCCUGAGGUUCACAAUAGGACCAAGAAUAGUAAAGUACAUGCAUGUAGUCAUGCCAAAUUCUGAGUAAUAUCUGAUGGCGUUCCCCUCCCUCCCUGCCAGCUCUUCUUUUAGAUCUCACAGCCUCUCGCUCCGUUUUCGACCCUCAUAUUGUAUCUGAACUGGAGCUAAUCAAACGCCGAGUGUGAUCCGGAAAAACAUGGCUGCCCGCUGGCAUUGUUGUGGCUCUGUGAAUCACUUCACAGUUUCCUUCUCAAAGAGCGCUUUGAUGAGAUGGAAAGGGAAUGAGGGAGAACUGAGUCAGGGCGAGGCGUGAGGGAGGAAAAGAGGAGGUGGGGGAGGAUGGCGAGGCGAGGGGAGGGUCAGCGGAGAGAAUCACGGCUGUAUUGUUGUGUGUUUUCCCACUCACAACAGCACAGGAAGUGGAACGGGGCAGCUAAAUAUACAAGGAGCACAAUGAGGCAGUGAGCGUGGAGCAGCUGUGGGACACGGCUGUCACCGGGUUUAGGAGGGUGAGACACGGAGGACGAGACGAGAGAGAGCGCGCACCACAACACGAGGACGCGCCACGACACGAGCACACACCACAACACGAGCACGCACCACAACACGAGCACACGCCACGACACGAGCACACAACACGAGCACGCGCCACAACACGAGCACGCGCCACAACACGAGCACACGCCACAACACGAGCACGCGCCACAACACGAGCACGCGCCACAACACGAGCACGCGCCACAACACGAGCACGCGCCACAACACGAGCACACAACACGAGCACGCGCCACAACACGAGCACGCGCCACAACACGAGCACGCACCACAACACGAGCACACCAAACACGAGCACGCGCCACAACACGAGCACGCACCACAACACGAGCACGCACCUGGAGAUGACCUGA
Molecule: messenger RNA, 1299 nt
Organism: Xyrichtys novacula (pearly razorfish)
Lineage: Eukaryota; Metazoa; Chordata; Actinopteri; Labriformes; Labridae
Source: the annotation of a GenBank genome assembly